AUGACCCGGAAGACAAGUCCAGCCUGUUCACCGCCCGACCAGCUAUUUUCCUCGGCACUCCCGGUCGUGACGGGCAUCGGAGUGGAGGUUCAGCACCAGCGCCAGCACCUGCAUCAGCAGGACCAGAAACAGCGACACAACUGGGACAACUGGGCCAACUGGGCACUGUUGGGCUCGGACAUCGUUGCACUCCAUCAUUCUCUCUUCCUGGCUCCCAAGUUGAGGGCGCCAACAUCUCCGCUGGCGCGACACCCUGGUCUGUCUGGUGAUAAGGGAGCGGCGACCGCAAAGGUGACCGACCCAGGCCAAUUCACUUCUUACGACCGUUACGAACGUUACGAAUCCCCCGAUCCAGCGCAGCAGCGCCAGCAGCGCACUCUUCGUCGAUCGCAGACCCCAAUUUCUCCUGAGCAUAGCUCCAGGUCAGGCACGUCCACACCGCUGUCGCAUCGAGGCUUGCGCCGCACUCCCCGUUUUGUCGGCACACCGAGUCCACCACCGAACCAACCUGCCUCGCCUCCAAGACGAGUUCACUUGGAAGCAGUCUCGGUUGGUAUCAGCCCCGGAGGACUCUUUGCGACAGCUGACCCUAAACGUACACCUGACCCAGCCGCAAAGAAAGAGCGCCGCCAUCCCGUGAGGCAGCUCUCCCAGGAUCUGCUCAGCGACCCCCUCGAAGAGGCUUCUACAACUCUCCCCCCAUCCUUCAUCCCUCCAAGAAGUUCGUCCUCAAAUCGGACCCACCGAAAAGCCGCACACCCGGCUGUGCACAUCUCCCAGCAUACCCACAGUGCCAUUCUCUGGGCACUCGAGGAGGCAUUGAGACAACCCAACCCUUUCACCCCUGACCUGAUUGAAGAGAACGCAUCAAUGGCCGAUCUCCGUGGUGCCGGCGGUCAGCCCGCCGUCACGAACGGUUUCUCUUCCUCGACCUCGCGACCGACAGCCCCACCGGCCCAGACUGGUUCGCCAUCUGGAAUCAAGGGCCCGAGGAUGAUCAUGCGGGAGCGCCAGGCCAGAGAGGAGCGCCAGCGUGCAGAACGUGACCGGUUGGAGCGGCAGCACGCCGAACAAGAGGCGAGAGAAGUGGAAGAACAACAGAGAAGAAUGGCAGAGCGUAGGGCCCCCGCUGCUGGCGCUGGGCCAACUGGUGGUAUGGCUCAGGGAGGUGAUCCUUCCGCUUCCAUACCCACACAAACGCUGGACCCUGCUGGCGGUACGCAACGCAGACAGCAACAACAGCCCUCGGCGCCACAUGCGCAACAACCGGCACUUAGACCGCACCAACCCUCUCAAUCGCAUCGUCAAUCACGCGCGGCCGCCGCCGCACAACAGCAACAGCAAUAUUCCGGUGUGCCAGAUAGCGGUGGAGCUGGUGGGCAGAUGCCAAGCGCACCAGCAGCGCAGCCUGGUGAUACAUCUACAGCGACCAAGACCCAGCCGAGAAACUCAUUCCCACACGCAUUCGAGCGGUGGGAGGCACUGUCAGCUCAUUGGGAGGGGCUGACUUCGUUCUGGAUACGGAAGCUGCAACAACACGCGGACGAAAUCGAUCGAGAUCCUGUGUCAGCACAAUUAUCGCGGCAAGUUAGUGAUCUGUCUGCGGCUGGCGCUAAUCUGUUCCAUGCCGUCGUCGAGCUGCAGCGCCUCCGAGCAAGCUCGGAGCGAAAGUUCCAGCGGUGGUUCUUCGAAACUCGAUCGGAGCUGGAGCGACACGAGGAGACUAAAGCGUCGCUUGAGAGGGCACUGCAAGACGAGCGUCAUUCCAAGGCAGCCGCCAUCCAAGAAGCACUCGAGAAUGAGCGCGCCAACUCCAAGACCCAGAAGCGUGUCAACGAGAUGCAGAAGGAGCUACUCAUAUCAAAAGAAGAGGCACGUCGAGCUUGGGAGGAACUGGGUCGGCGAGAGCAAGAGGAACGUGAUCGCACGUUUUCCUUGCAGCAAGGCUUACCUACUAUUGUUGGAGGCGUGCAGGUGGUGCCAAUGACUCAAGGUGUCAGCCGGGGACCCAGCACCCGAGAUUCGCGUCAGGCGCAACAGCCUGAUCCUCCGUCACAGCAGUACCCUCAGCAGUACUCCCAGGCCAAGCCGCCCCCGCCAGCAGCGCCCAGCUCGGGCGCAGGUGGAGGCUACUACGAACAGCCACACGAUAUUGAAGAGGAGCGGCCAUACACAGCCGAAGGAGGAUCCGAGGCAGGCUAUAGCGAAGGUGAGUACGUCAUCGAUGCGCAAGGCAACUUUGUCCGGGACUCCCAUGGAGACAAAGUCCCCUACCGUGCUCCUGGCACGCCGGGAGACGAUGACUCUGACUCUUGGACAGAAGAAUAUGAGACUCCUUCGGCACAGCAUGGCGUCAGCUACCCUCCCUCGGCCUCUCAAUGGUCUGGGACGUACACCUCGGGCCAGCCUGACUAUACAGGCACUGGCUAUGCUGCCCCUGGCUGGGAGACCAUGCCCCGCCAUCACCACCCCACCCGCCUCAGCGACGUGCUCGAAGAGGAUGAGACGCGUAGCAGGACGAGCGCCAGCCAGAGCCAAGUCAGUCGGGCCUAG
This is a messenger RNA of Diaporthe amygdali, 2553 nucleotides long. RefSeq lists its product as uncharacterized. The transcript has 3 exons. Lineage: Eukaryota; Fungi; Ascomycota; Sordariomycetes; Diaporthales; Diaporthaceae. Bases 1 to 2553 code for a protein of 850 amino acids. The record is from RefSeq and is a predicted model, not a curated record.